Molecule: messenger RNA, 2055 nt
Organism: Lasiodiplodia theobromae
Lineage: Eukaryota; Fungi; Ascomycota; Dothideomycetes; Botryosphaeriales; Botryosphaeriaceae
Product: Transcription factor stea protein
Exons: 5
Coding region: 1-2055 (684 amino acids)
Biological process (GO): sexual reproduction; regulation of DNA-templated transcription
Cellular component (GO): Ste12p-Dig1p-Dig2p complex; nucleus; Tec1p-Ste12p-Dig1p complex
Molecular function (GO): DNA-binding transcription factor activity
Source: RefSeq, a predicted model, not a curated record
AUGUACUCCACCGGCCACGCCGCCAUGCCGCCCCCGCAGGCAAGACAAGUCGCCCCCGAGACCUUCCUGCUGGACCAUGAUGCGCAACAGAGUCUGCCGCCAGACGCAAUUGUCGCAUUGCAGCAGGUCGACAAUCUCAAGUACUUUCUCAUCUCUGCGCCAGUCGACUGGCAGCCCGACCAAUACAUCCGCCGCUUCCUGCUGCCCACCGGCGAAUACGUCUCCUGCGUUCUCUGGAACAACCUCUUCCACAUCUCCGGCACCGACAUCGUGCGAUGCCUGUCCUUCAGAUUCCAGGCCUUCGGCCGCCCCGUGAAGAACUCCAAGAAGUUCGAGGAGGGCAUCUUCUCGGACCUGCGCAACCUCAAGUCUGGCACCGACGCAUCCCUCGAGGAGCCCAAGAGCGCAUUCCUCGACUUCCUCUACAAGAACAACUGCAUCAGGACGCAGAAGAAGCAGAAGGUCUUUUACUGGUACAGCGUGCCCCACGACCGCCUCUUCCUCGAUGCCUUGGAGCGCGAUCUCAAGAGGGAAAAGAUGGGCCAGGAGGCCACCACCGUCGCCGUUGCAGAGCCCGCGCUGUCUUUUGAAUUUGAUUCGUCGCAGUCGCUUUUCGAGCAGCUGACCAAGGCGCAACAAACCAACUCGUCCUCGUUCAACAACAGCAUCCAGCAGUACUCGCAAUCCACCUCUCCCGUCAUGCGCGCCAUGGACUCGAUGCCCCCGCCGCAGAUGAUCCCUCAGACCAUGCCCCCGACUGUCCAUGAGGAGCCCAUUCCGAUGGCCCACUUCGGCCAGCCGCAGAUGACUAUGGCUCCCCCCAUCGCCAACAUGGUCGCGAAGAGCCGCGAGCGGGAUUACACUCCCAUCCCCUACGACCGCAAUGGAAUCCCCUUGUCGCAGGUUCACCAGAGGCACAGCUCCAUGCCCGCGUACAUGGAGUACUCGCCCGCGCCGUCGUUCGUCUCUUCCCAUUACGAGGACUAUAGCACUCGUGGUAUGUCCUUCGAGCCUAUCACGCCUCCCCAGCACUCUAUUGGUCUGGGAGCUGAGCCUGCGUACAUCGCGAAUGAAGACACCGGUCUUUACACUGCAAUUCCCGACGUUGGCCUCUCGGCCAACUUCAACCCGCUCAUGCAGCUGCCUCCGUCGAACCUCGCCGCCCCGCAGUACGGCGCCCGCCCCUUCGCUCCCGGCAACGUCUACUCUGUCAUUGAGGGCUCGCCCACAUACAAGCAGAGGAGGAGGCGGUCUUCGAUGUCGAUUGGCGGCGGAAUUGCGGCGGUUGCGGCAGCGAACGCGGCCAACCCGCACGCUGCGCACAGGCCCAGUGACCUGCGCCGGUCCGUCUCGAGCUCGGUGGUUCCUGUUGCGGAGUCGGCGGAGGAGACGGGCCAUGACUCACCCCAGAGUCUGCACAACGGCUACUCCAACGUCCAGCAAAAGGCCGAGGUCGCUGACGUGUCGAGGCAUGGCACGCCGCUCGCUACCGUUGAGGGAAGCCCGAACCACCAGGCCUCUCAGAUGCUGUCGCAGGAUGACUUCUCCAGUCUGAAUGGCGACUUCUCCAGCCAAUCCCUGGCCCACGACGCCGUCGUCAGGCAAGCGCCCGGCGUCUUCCGCAGGGCCCGCAGCGCCACGAUGAUGGAGCUUGGCCCGUACCCGCAGAAGUCUCACUCUUGCCCGAUUCCCACUUGCGGCCGUCUGUUCAAGAGGUUAGAGCACCUCAAGAGGCACGUGCGCACGCACACGCAGGAACGCCCAUACGUCUGCCCUCUGUGCAAUAAGGCUUUCUCGCGCUCCGACAACCUGGCGCAGCACCGCCGCACCCACGAGCCUCGUCAGGAAGGUGACCCGAUCGUCAGCUACAGCGAAGAGGAAGAGGAGAACGACGAGGGCCUCGGCCCCUUGGAAGAGGAGAGCCCCGAGGCUGCCAACGACUACAUGCCGUCUCACCUGUCGGUGUCUGCGUCCCUCACCGACCUCCCCAAUCCCAUGGCGGCCGUGACGACCAUGGGCCAGACGCAUCACCUGCUCGCUGCCAGCAACUUCUAA